This is a messenger RNA of Vigna umbellata (rice bean), 915 nucleotides long. RefSeq names its product WRKY family transcription factor (gene WRKY47). The record is from RefSeq and is a predicted model, not a curated record. Gene Ontology annotation, molecular function: sequence-specific DNA binding; DNA-binding transcription factor activity. Gene Ontology annotation, biological process: regulation of DNA-templated transcription. Lineage: Eukaryota; Viridiplantae; Streptophyta; Magnoliopsida; Fabales; Fabaceae.
GUGGAGAAAAAGGAGAUGAUGUCUGGUCAUCAUUUAAUGGACCCACAAUCAUGCCCCAAAUUGGACGCUAAAGUUGUUGCAUCAGUCUCCAAUGAUAAAUCUAGUCAAGAGGCUCAUCCUGAUCGUGUAGAAGAUGUUAUUGAACAAUCAUCAUCCAAGAGUCCCAAGUUUGAAGAAUCCAAGCCCGGUGAGCCUCCUUUAAGAAGAACCAGAGUUUCCGUGCGUGCAAGAUCAGAAGCUCCAGUGAUUUGCGAUGGAUGUCAAUGGAGGAAAUAUGGGCAAAAAGUAUCCAAGGGUAAUCCAUGUCCUCGUGCCUACUAUCGUUGCACCAUGGCACUAGGAUGUCCGGUUCGAAAACAGGUGCAAAGAUGUACAGAGGACAAAAGUGUGUUGAUAACAACUUACGAAGGCAAUCAUAACCACCCUCUUCCACCUUCAGCCACGGUGAUGGCGAAUUCUACCUCAGCAGCUGCAACUAUGUUUUUAUCUUCUUCAGGUUCAACAACAAGUAACGAAGCACUAAACAACAGUGUAGGAGUAUUCUCUUCCAUGUACCUCUCAGCCUCUGCACCAUUUCCCACUAUCACCCUUGACAUGACCAACAACAACCCUAUGCAACUGCACCGGGACACCUCCUCUUUUCCAUUGCAUGCAACUACUUUUCCUCAGCUACCAGGCCACCCUAUCAUCUUCCCUCACAAAUUGCAACAUUCAUUAGGGCAAAAACAACCUUCGUUUAUGACAGAUAUCAUGACUGCAGCUGUUGCUUCCAAUCCAAAUUUCACUGUAGCGUUAGCAGCAGCUAUCUCGUCAAUUAUUGGAGCUCCUAGAAGCAAUGAUGCAAAUAAUAUCUACAGUAACAAUGGUGGAAAUGUUCUUGCUCUUGGGACAUCUAUGUUGCCUGGAUCCACUUAA